Messenger RNA from Malurus melanocephalus (red-backed fairy wren), 2231 nucleotides. It is a transcript of the gene NUDT19, whose product is annotated as nudix hydrolase 19. Gene Ontology annotation, cellular component: mitochondrion. Gene Ontology annotation, molecular function: hydrolase activity, acting on acid anhydrides, in phosphorus-containing anhydrides. Lineage: Eukaryota; Metazoa; Chordata; Aves; Passeriformes; Maluridae. Bases 68 to 1183 code for a protein of 371 amino acids. The record is from RefSeq and is a predicted model, not a curated record. The transcript has 3 exons.
CAGUGGCUCCUCCGGGGGCGCAGGCGGCGGUGCCGCCCGGCCGCUCCAGCGCCUCCGCCUCGCCAAGAUGAACGCGCGGCUGCGGCACUGGCGGGAGGCGGCCACGCUGCUGCUGGCGGCGGGCACUCCGGGCCGGCCGCCGCGCUCCCCGCUCGGCCCCUUCGACUAUGAGCUGCUGCUGCUGCGCCGCACCUCCCGCAGCGGCUUCAUGCCCGGCGCCCACGUGUUCCCGGGCGGGCUGGCGGAGCCGGCGGAUUUCUCCGCCGAGUGGCUGGGGCUGCUGCCCGCCUCGCCCUACUGCGGGCUGGGCGCCGUGAAGCCGCCGCCGCCCGGCGGCAGCCGCGCCCCGCUCUUCACCACCGACCGGGAGAGCCUGGGCUCGSCGCUGCCGGGGGAAGUCGCUUUCCGCAUCUGCGCUCUCAGGGAGACCUUCGAGGAGGCGGGGAUCCUGCUGCUGGUGCCGGGGCGCGGGCCGGCCCCGCCGCUGCCGGCUGAGAGCCUGCCGCCCGCCGCCGAGCUSGAGGAGUGGCGGCGCCGGGUGCGGGAGGACCCGUCCUGCUUCCUGCGGCUGUGCCGCCACCUGGGCUGCGCGCCCAACAUCUGGGCGCUGCACGAGUGGAGCAACUGGCUGACUCCCGUCAGCAGGGCCGGGCCCGGCGGCCGCCGCUAUGACACGGCUUUCUACCUGUGCUGCCUGGAGGAGCGGCCGCCCUACGUCUCGCAGGACGACCAGGAGGUGACAGCCGUCCUGUGGUCAUCACCUCCAGAAGCCAUUGAACGGCUUAAGUCUCAAGAGAUCUGGUUUCCUCCACCCCAGUUUUAUGAAUUCUGUAGGCUGUGCAACUUCUCUUCCCUGCGGGAGUUACAGAAGUUCAGCUCCGCGCGCGCUCUGGAGGGCUGUGAGCGCUGGAUGCCRGUGACGCUGAGUGCUCCAGAUGGUUUCAUCCAGCUGCUGCCGGGAGAUGAAUUAUAUCCAGAAGAUCCAGAUUAUACAGGAGAAAAGAAAAUGAAUCUGUCAACAGAUAAGAAGAUUGAAGAUSUCAUGAAAGAGGGUGGUAUAUUUCACAGGAUAGUAAUAAAAAACAUCAACAAUCUUGCUGUCUAUGUUAAYAUUCAAGCAAAAUAUAACCAUAUAAAUCCACUGAUGAUAAAGUGUGAUAAUUCAGAUAAUAGCAGAUUAUAAUGUCUUUGGUUUAAAUCUAGGAAUAUUUUUAAUUACAUAUAUACUCAACUGUGGUAUUGGUGCUUUUUAACUGUUGCCAAAUAGCCAUGAAAAUACUCCUCUGUCCUGCCAAAGCAUAUUGUCUGUGUGUGUGAUGCCAUAUCUAUGUGUAUCUAAUUAUUUGRCUCUUUAAAAAUAGAACAAUUGUGCCACUGUUGGGUCACAAAGAUCCUCUUCUGACUGAAAAUUUGAGUAUAUCUUAUGUUCAAAACAAGCAUAUUUUAAGUUGAAGAAUUCUUUUUCUAUGCUUCCCAAAGUUACUCAUUAGAUAACUGCAAUGUGUGUCUUGAAAUGAGUGAAAUCUCCCAUUCCAUAUUUGUUGACAUCUCCUAGUCUAUUCUCGCUUUCAUUUUGGGGAAAAGCAAUAUAUGUAUAUAGCUGUAGAUAUAGAUGUAAAUUAACUAYAAUGCAAUUUAAAAAGUAAUACUGUAAAGUUAAUUUUUAUAUUUGAUAUAUUUAAAUUCUUUCUACUAAUGGUAAUUAUUCAAAACUUCAGAUUUCAAAGGUGAGUUAAUUUAAACAAAGUCAUCUAUGAAAUUAAGUGCACUAUUUUUGUCAUUUUUUUUUAUUUUCAAGUUUUAAACAAUUUAAAAAAUAAAAAAUUGUAAUUAUUAACUCCAAAAAGAUAUCAACAAUUUAUGGGAAUACUAUUCCUGCUUGAAACACCCACUUCCAUAUUCUAAUAKCCCACAUUUUGCUUCUUAAUUACUUUACUAUAUAUUAUCUGAGAUUUAAGAACUUCAGAGGAAAGAUUGCUGCUUGAUUUUUCAUUUGGAUAUUUGGUUGGAUUUAUCUUUUUUUUGUGCAAUAAAUGGAGUACUUUUGUGAAUUCUUUGUCUGGAAGGAGAAUGAAUGGUGACUUUAUGUGAGUCAGUAAAGUUGUUCAGAAAGAUUUGUUCCAGCUUUUAUUCUGUGUUUCAAUUAAAACCUUCUGUAGCAAUUUCAUAAAAUUGGUUUGAACCAUUUAUUUGGAUUAAAAAAAAAUUUAAAGCACGUCUUUCUCUUCUGU